Messenger RNA from Suillus subalutaceus, 1680 nucleotides. RefSeq names its product aspartic peptidase domain-containing protein. Gene Ontology annotation, biological process: proteolysis. Bases 1 to 1680 code for a protein of 559 amino acids. The record is from RefSeq and is a predicted model, not a curated record. Lineage: Eukaryota; Fungi; Basidiomycota; Agaricomycetes; Boletales; Suillaceae. The transcript has 8 exons. Gene Ontology annotation, molecular function: aspartic-type endopeptidase activity.
AUGCAUAAACGCCUGCGGUCCAUUCUUGCAGCGUUCAAUCUCUUGUACUCCGCCGCCGCCGAACUUGUUUCGAGGAAUUCCGGUUAUUCUCUACAUGGUGCGAAGCGAAUGCAGGGCGGUUUGCACUUGCCCUUGAGCCGGAGGCUUAUCCCUAAACGAAUCACGCUCAGUGCGGACACCGGUGUAGCGGGACUUGGAGAUUUUUUCGACGUAACGUAUAGUGUCCUUAUAGACAUCGGUGGCACAUCCUUGCCUGUCGUCCUAGACACGGGUUCCUCGGACUUGUGGGUACUGUCCAAUGUAUGCCAGGGAACAUGCUCCUCAGUAAAUGCGGUUCUUUACCCAACGAACACGUUCCAUGAUAUGGGCCUGGAUGCCACCAUAGUGUAUGGCGAUUCGAAGACUGGAACGUAUGCGAGAGGGAUCAUUGGAUAUGAUGCGGUGUCGCUGGCGGGUCUUACUUUGCAAGAUCAGUAUUUUGCGGCGAUUAAUGAUACCAAUACGUCCGUGGUUCAAAACAAGUGCUCUGGGAUCUUUGGACUCGGGUUUCCUCUCAACAGUGUGAUCUGGACCGAUAUGUUCCUGAACCAACAUCAGGUUUCGAGACGACGAAGUCUUCAUCGUGAUGCAGUUUCGCGUAUCACUGCCAUGCGAAGAAAUUACGCAAAUCGCUGGUUUGACAAGUCCAUCCUCGGAAUUUCCUCGUCUCGACAUACCGAUCCUCCCUCUUACCAAUCUAUGCCUCAGGAGAAACGUCAGACGACCUCGUCCGCUAUAAUUUCGUCUUUUGGGGUAUCCGGUCCAUUUAUCCAUCGCCUUGCUUCGCUCGGAGGACUUGCCUCGCCCAUGUUCGCGAUUGCGCUGCAGCGAGACACAAUCGACAUCGGGGGGAACGAAGGCAUGCUCUCCAUAGGUGGACUACCACCUGGGGUCCAAAACGAGAGCCUGACGUGGGUUCCUGUGCGUAAAUAUACGCUUCAGCAAGACGGCUUGACACAAAAUGAUUCUUUUGAGUUAAUCCGCCCGCCAAAGGCAUAUCCCAUUGCUUGGGAAAUCCCUGUAGACGACGUCUUUCUUGACGGCGUGAAACUUCCGCGGUCACAGUUAUCUUCUAGUAAUAUCUCACUGUCAGCGCUAAUCGAUACAGGCAAUUCUUUAAUCCGCGGUCCGCCUGACGUUAUUUCGUACAUCCAGAACAUGCUGGGGGGACCUCAGUUCGCCUGUUCAUUUCCUCAUACACUGGCAUUCCAGAUUGGUGGUCGUAUGUUCCCCGUCGACCCAAGAGACUUCAUCAACCAGGUGCGCUCAGGGAACGCACAGGUGUGCGGGGCGAAUCUUGCACAGACUGAUGUGCCUGUUCUCGGUGGGGGUGGAUACCUGUACAGCUGGAGUCUAGGGGAUCCGUUUCUGAAGGGCGUGCUCGCAGCGUUCUAUUACGGCUCUUUCACGGGACUUUCGCAAGACCCUCCGCGUAUUGGGUUCCUAUCUACCAUGUUGCCGCCAUCCUCCCUUUCUUCUCCACUGAGCACCGGAAUUGGUGGGGUCCCUCUGGCAACUCCUCUUCCCGGAUCUGUUCAUGAUGCAGGCGGGAGAACACAAGCUGGGCCAGGCAAAUGGUGCACGAGAGGGCAUGCAGGUGGGUUCCAUCUGCCACAUUGUGGUGUUCAUUUUUCAUUUUAG